AUGAAAGAUAUAGCGUUUCACAAAUACACUAGACCGACCUCUAUUCAGGCCCAAGCUAUGCCGGUUGCUCUUCAUGGAAGGGAUCUUUUAGGUUAUGCAGAGCUUGGGAGUGGGAAAAUUGCUGCUUUUGCAAUUCCAAUGAUCCAGCAUUGCUUAGCCCAGCGUUCUGUUCGGCGAGGUAAUGGACGUCCUAUUGCGUUAGUGUUGGCACCUACCGGAGAACAUGCCCGACUAAUAGGAAAAGAGGUUAAGGCCUUCAGUAGAUCCGUGGAGUCCUUCAGAACUGCUACUGCUGUGGGUGGAACAAAUAUGGCAGAGCAGGUGUUUGAGUUGCGGGCAGGAGUAAGUAUUGUGGUUGCCACCGCUGGAAGCUUGAUUGACCAUUUACAACAAGGAAACACCCGCCUCUCUAGGAUCUCAUUCGUUGUUUUGGAUGAGGCCGACAGAAUGUUGGACAUGGGGUUUGAGCAGCAGAUUAGAAAGGUGAUGCGAAAUCUUCCCGUAAAGCACCAAACUUUGUUGUUCAGUGCAACAAUGUCAGUAGGAAUUGAAACCCUUGCACCGGUAGAGAUUUGUGCGUUAUCAUCAUGGAUUCAAAUUUUUGUACAUCCCGUUUUAAGAGUUCACAUUUUCAUUUGUCCUACGUUUAACGUGACUGAUCCAGAUAUCUGCACUUCUUUUUCGUGGUUUGAUUUCACUAGAACAAUGUAUACUGAAAUAAGAAUUUGCUUGAUAUUAGAUAAGUACUAUAAUUUUAAUUUCAUUUCGAAAAGUCUACAGUGGUAUGCUGCUCUGAGUACUAAUGAGCUAGAGGCCACUACCAGUGGGGCAGUCCCAAGUUGGGUACUAUAG
Papaver somniferum (opium poppy) is the source of this 852-nucleotide messenger RNA. RefSeq names its product ATP-dependent RNA helicase RhlE-like. The transcript is spliced from 6 exons. NCBI's taxonomy places the organism in Eukaryota, Viridiplantae, Streptophyta, Magnoliopsida, Ranunculales, Papaveraceae. The record is from RefSeq and is a predicted model, not a curated record. The coding region runs from base 1 to 852 and encodes 283 amino acids. Gene Ontology annotation, molecular function: nucleic acid binding; ATP binding.